AUGAAAUAUAUAUCUGUUAGUUUAAUGUUGUCUUUAAUUUUUGCUGUAUAUGUUGUCAAUACUAUUUGGACAUUAGCUGAAAUUUUCAUACCGCCAGAAUGUAGUCGUGGCGAGAGAUGUUUUUCAUCUUAUUUAGCUUCAAAACCUGUGCAGCAUCUAGUUUUGUAUACUUCUAUAAAGGAACGUCCGCAUCUAGAAGGUUCAACAGCGGAUAGUGUUUCAAAAGUGCAUACUUCUCUGAAGUUUGACUAUUUAAAUCCGGCGACUUUCGAUAUAACGUUGAAAGUGCCACGGAAGACCCGCAAUAAUGGGACAUUGUUCAUGCAUGCUGUUUUGUUGGAUGACAGUCGCUUAUACAGAGAGUUUGACGAGAUUAUUCGUACUGAGUCUAUACAUACACUCCCCUUAGUAACACAUACGGAGCCACAAGCAGCAACUUUCAAUCUUCUACAGCAAAAUAACGAAGAACAAAAAGUGCCAGAAAAGAAAUCCGUUCGUCCAUAUGCUCAUAUAACCACAGUGGCUCCACUGUCAAUUCUAACCGAUAAUCUCAAGUUGCCUAGUAAUAAAAUACCUGGGGAGUUGUAUCCUUAUAUUAGGGUACGAAGCGGCAAAUUCUUACCGAUACUACACCACAAUGUUUUGAAGUCAAGACUAUCACACUAUCAACUUUUGAACAGUAGUUCUACGGAAGUAAAUAUUACAGUCAAUGUGGCUCCUACAUCAUACGGUUCCUUGCGGUUAUCUCUACAUGUUCGUUUAGCAUUGGAACAGCUUUUCGCUCUUGGGUUCAGUGAGAAGGACGUAGAUGAUGUCAAAGGAAUAUUUGCAGACACCAAUUUGUAUUUGUUAUCAGCAACCGUAUUGAUCGCUAGUUGCCAUCUGCUGUUCGACUUCUUGGCGUUUAAGAAUGAUGUAUCGUUUUGGCGACGCAAGCGCUCUCUCGCGGGUCUGUCUGCUCGCACUGUGUUAUGGAGGGCAUUCUCUCAACUCGUCAUUUUCUUCUAUUUACUGGAUGAGAUGACUUCGCUUCUAGUUCUAAUACCGGCUGGCAUUAGUGCGAUUAUUGAGUUAUGGAAGGUGACAAAAGUCCUACAUUUGCGGGUGUCGUUCUCUGGAUGGAGGCUACGUGUGUGGCGGGACACGAGCGCUGACGCGGGAGAGAAGAGCACGGCCAAAGCCGACGCUGAGGCCAUGAAGUAUUUGUCUAUGUUACUGUACCCACUCUGUAUCGCCGGAGCUAUAUACUCGCUGGUUUAUGAGCCACAUAAGAGCUGGUACUCGUGGGCGCUGCAUAGCAUAGUGAACGGUGUAUAUGCGUUCGGCUUCCUAUUCAUGUUACCUCAGCUGUUCGUGAACUACCGCCUGCGGUCAGUGGCCGCGUUACCAUGGCGCGCGUUCAUGUACAAGGCGUUCAAUACCUUCAUAGACGAUAUCUUCGCCUUCAUCAUCACUAUGCCCACCGCUCAUCGCGUUGCCUGCUUCCGAGAUGAUCUCGUCUUCCUAGUCUAUUUGUAUCAGAGAUGGUUGUACCCUGUAGAUAAUUCUCGCACGGACACUGCUUCCAGUAUGGAUGAGAACCCUGAAGAGUUGGAGCCAGUAAAGCAGAAAGAAGAGUAG
Messenger RNA from Spodoptera littoralis (African cotton leafworm), 1620 nucleotides. Lineage: Eukaryota; Metazoa; Arthropoda; Insecta; Lepidoptera; Noctuidae. The record is from the annotation of a GenBank genome assembly.